UCUCUCUCUCUCUCUCCCCCCCUCCCCCCUUCUCUCUGUAUCCGAGUACCGUCAUCUCCACCCAUUAAAACCCUAAUUUUAUCGCUUUUCACUGUUCACUCUCACAGAGAAAAGCAAAACUAUUCAAGGAAUUAUUUGACGGUAGGAAUUUAUGUCCUUCCAUCAAUCAAGGUCCGAUAGAAGCGAGACACAGUAUCGAAAAUCAGGACGAUCCGCCGGCUCUAAUCAGCAGCGGACCUCCUCAGGCUCUUACGGUAAGGGCGCUGGCGGUGGGCCCGCCCCUUCACCGUCUAUUUCCUCCUCUCCUUCUGUUUCCUCCAAUCGCAGUUUUAAAAAGUCUCACAAUGCACAAGGAGGUCAAUCUAGGGUAAACGUGCCCGCUGUCCAUUCUUCGGAUUCUAGUAGUAAUGCUUCUGCAUCGCGUAAUGUACAGAACGGUUCACAUUUACAGCCUCAGUUACAUGGAGUAUCUGAUGCACCGGUUGGUAGCGGUGCUGCCAAGCAAGUUGAAUCGUCCACCACUCAGAGAGGCACCCGAGCUGUUCCGAAGGCUCCAACUUCUCAACCUGCCUCCGUGAAUGCUGACGGUAUUGGGCCUGCGAAUCAAUCAAAGGCUCAAGGAGAUGCAUCCAAGGAAUUCCAUUUUCAAUUUGGCUCGAUUGGGAUGCAGAUUCCACCUCGAACUAGUUCAGCUCCCCCAAAUUUGGAUGAGCAGAAACGUGAUCAGGCACGCCAUGAUAGUUACAGGUCAGUGCCAAUGCCAAAUUUGCCAACACCAUCAGUCCCUAAGCAGCAGUUGCCGAGGAAGGAUACUAGUACUACUGAUCAAUUUAGUACUGGGGAUGUUCAUCAAAUGACAAAAACCAAAAAGGAAGUGCAAAUCUCGCAUGCUCCUACUUCAAAUCAAACACAGAAGCCUUCUGUUAUUCCUAUGUCAAUGGCUUCUAUGCAAAUGCCAUUUCAUCAGCAACAGGUAUCUUUGCAGUUUGGUGGGCAUAACCCACAGACGCAGUCGCAGAAUGUACCUGGCACCUCACUUCAAGUGCCACUCCCCAUUGCAUUACCCAUGGGAAAUGCUCCCCAAGUGCAGCAGCAUAUGUUUGUUACAGGUCUCCAACCGCAUCCAAUGCAGCCGCAGGGAAUCAUGCAUCAGGGACAGGGCCUAAAUUUCACAGCCCAGAUGGGUCCCCCCCAGCUAGGCAAUAUGGGAAUUGGCAUUACACCACAGUACCCUCAACAGCAGGGAGGAAAAUUUGCUGGUCCUCGUAAGACCAUGGUGAAGAUUACGCAUCCGGAUACACAUAAGGAGGUCAAACUUAAUGAACGAACAGACACUCAUACGGAUGGUGGGGUUUCAGUCCCUAGGUCCCACAACAACGUUCCUCAAUCCCAGCCAAUUCAAUCAUUUUCACCUGCUCAUCAGAUCAAUUAUUUUCCCAAUUCCUACAAUCCCAGUUCCAUGUAUUUUCCAACUCCAGGUUCUCUGCCACUAACAAGUAGCCAGAUAACUCCCAAUUCUCAGGCACCAAGAUAUAACUAUACUGUUGGCCAGGCUCCAGCUAAUGUAUCAUUCAUAAAUCCAACAACCAUUGGCUCCUUGCCAGUUAGUAAAACUGGGACUGCAAUGCCUGCUGUUGUGGAGCCACCAAACUUGGAUCAUUCUCGUGAUGUGAAUAACAUAAUUUCUUCUGCUCCUUCAGGAACUGUACAGGUGACAGUUAAACCAGCCACAGUAUCUGUUGGAGAAAAGGUUGCAGACUCUUCUCUUUCGGAUAUCUCUCCUGCUGUUGGAAAGGUUGGUUUGUCAAAACCUUCAAGGCCAUCUGGGGAAGGUAGUGAAUCAUCUGUCUCUAAGUCAUUGCCAGCAGCUACUAAACAGUCUUCAGCAGUUUCUGCUGCUAUCUCUACUGAGAACCUGACAACUAAUUUUGUGUACACUGGUUCGACUGCUCUAUCUGAUGAGCCUGCACCAGUUGCUACCAAUUUGGACGGCAGAAGAAAGGAAAGCUUGAGUAGGUCAAACUCUAUCAAGGAUCAUCAAAAGAAACCAGCCAAAAAAGGACAGAUCCAACUGCAGCAGGUUGGUGGAGUAUCCACUUCGACAUCAAGCGUGGCUUUGCGGGCUUCAGAACCUGGUGUAUCUUCCAGCGGUGAAGUUUCUGAUUCUGUAGAAGCGAAAACAAAUCCUAUUACAACAGUAACUAGUGAAGGUUUGUCAGAAGUAACCAGAGAAUUGGUGUCAACCAUUGAUGGUUCGACUUCUGCUCCUGAGUCAAAGGCUGAAAUUUCUGGUGCUGCGAACAGCGAUAAUUCCAUGGAUGCUGUUCAAAGUGCUAAUACGAAGCUUGUUGAACCUUCUCCACGGGAAUCCUUGAUAACAGAAGAACAGGUGGAAGAGACAUUUCCAGAAAGGUCCAAGCAAGAUGAUAGUAAUAGCCUUGAUAUUUCUUCUGAACCACUUACUUCAAAAUCUGCUGAACUUGAUGGCCAAACUCAACAGGAAUCUGUGUUGAAGACAGCAGCUAUCAGGAAUGAGGUUUCAACUGUUGGAACUAGUGAGGGAAAGUUGGAUGAACCUGCAAGUUAUUGUACAGAAGCUGGCACUGGCAGGGUAUCUGAAAACACGUCUACCUCUGGAGCCAUAGGCUCAACAGAUGUUGAAAGUUUGCAUGCUAAUAAGACCUCAACUGUGGAUGCCUCGUCAAGCAGAAGUAGUGCGAUAGAUCAGAACUCUGUUCACACUACGACCCCAGAAACUCCAGAAGAAAUUAUGAAAAUUGAAGGGGAAGGUCUUGAGAACAUGGGGGUUGCAGCUGGUUCCAAAGAUAAGCCUGUACCAGAAUUAACUAGGUCAAAAAGCUCUACUUCUGGGGCGAAGAAGAAGAAGAAGAAAGAAAUUUUUCAGAAAGCAGAUGCUGCCGGGCCUCCUAAUCUGUACAUGGCUUAUAUGGCUCCAGAAGAGAAGAAAGAGGUUGUCAUGCCUUCAGAAUCCACGGACAACUCAUCUACUAUUGUUAAUUUAAAUCAGUCACCUGUUGAUGCUGUAGAAAGUGAGAAAAUUGUGCAGAGUAAAAUGGAGCCUGAUGAUUGGGAAGAUGCUGCUGACAUCUCCACACCUAAAUUAGAACCUUCAGGUUUUGGGGAACAGUCUUCAAGAUCAUUGGUGCAAAAUGAGGACAAUGGAGAUGAGAACCUAGGAAAGAAGUACUCCAGAGAUUUCCUCAUGAUAUUUUCUGAGCAAUGUACUGAUCUUCCAGAGGGCUUUGAGAUUGCAUCUGAUAUUGCAGAGGCCUUGAUGGUUUCUAAUAUCAGUGCAUCUCAUCUUGUUGGUCGUGAUUCAUACCCUAGUCCUGGAAGAAUAAUGGACAGGCAGACUGGGGGACCAAGGCUGGAUCGUCGUGGUAGCGUUGUGGUUGAUGAUGACAGGUGGGGUAGAUUACCUGGUCCAAGUUUGGGGAGGGAUAUGCGUCUGGAUGUUGGUUAUGGUAAUGCAGGAUUUCGACCUGGCCAAGGAGUCAACUAUGGUGUUCUAAGGAAUCCACGCGCCCAGAUGCCUGUGCCGUAUGUUGGAGGGAUCUUAUCCGGGCCUAUGCAAUCCAUGGGUCCUCAGGGUGGGAUGCAAAGAAAUAGUCCUGAUGCUGACAGGUGGCAACGUGCUACAAAUUUACAGCAGAAGGGUUUAAUUCCUUCUCCAACUCCAUUACAGAUCAUGCACAGAGCAGAGAAGAAGUAUGAAGUGCGUAAAGUGACAGAUGAGGAAGAAGCCAAACAGCGGCAGUUGAAAGCUAUUCUGAACAAGCUAACACCUCAGAACUUUGAGAAACUUUUUGAGCAAGUAAAAGCAGUAAAUAUUGACAAUGCUGUCACGCUCACUGGUGUCAUCUCUCAAAUUUUUGAUAAAGCUUUAAUGGAGCCUACAUUCUGUGAGAUGUAUGCUAACUUCUGCUAUUAUCUUGCUGGGGAGUUGCCUGAUUUCAGUGAAAACAAUGAAAAGAUUACUUUUAAGAGAUUGCUAUUGAACAAAUGCCAAGAGGAAUUUGAGAGAGGGGAGAGAGAGCAAGAAGAAGCUAACAAAGCUGACAAAGAAGGUGAGGUUAAGCAGUCUGAUGAGGAAAGAGAAGAAAAGAGAAUUAAGGCACGAAGGCGGAUGCUUGGUAACAUUAGACUGAUUGGUGAGUUGUACAAGAAGAAAAUGUUGACUGAGAGAAUAAUGCAUGAAUGUAUUCAGAAGUUGCUGGGUCAGUAUGAGAGUCCUGAUGAGGAAGAUGUUGAAGCUUUGUGUAAAUUGAUGAGCACAAUAGGAGAGAUGAUAGACCAUCCCAAAGCCAAAGAGUAUAUGGAAGCAUAUUUUGAGAGGAUGGCGAAGCUGUCAAACAAUAUGAAGUUAUCUUCUAGAGUUAGGUUUAUGUUGAAGGAUGCAAUUGAGUUGAGGAAUAAUAAGUGGCAGCAGAGGAGGAAGGUUGAAGGGCCAAAAAAGAUUGAGGAAGUGCACAGAGAUGCUGCUCAAGAACGGCAGGCUCAAACUAGUAGGCUGACCAGAGGUUCCAGCAUGAAUUCUUCGUCAAGAAGGGCACCUAUGGAUUUUGGUCCUAGAUCAGAUAUGUUAUCUCCCCCAACUUCUCAGAUGGGUAGUUUUCGUGGAUUGCCCUCUCAAAGUCGUGGUUAUGCUGUUCAGGAUGUACGGAUGGAUGAUAGACAAUCUUAUGAGGCUAGGCCUGUGUCAGUUCCUUUGCCUCAAAGACCUAUAGGUGAUGAUUCAAUUACUUUGGGGCCCCAAGGUGGUCUUGCCAGAGGAAUGUCUAUUAGAGGUCCACCGGCAAUGUCAAGCACUCCAAUACCUGAUAUUUCUUCAAGUGUUGGUGAAGCUAGAAGAAUGACAACUGGUUUGAAUGGUUUCAGUUCUUUAUCAGAGCGAACUGCUUAUGGUUCUAGAGAGGAUCUAAUGCCAAGAUAUCUUCCAGAUAGAUUUGCAGGCCCAACCACUUUUGAUCAAAUGAGUGCUCAAGAGCGUAACAUGAAUUAUGCUAGUCGGGAUACAAGGACCCCAGAUCGAAGUUUUGACAGGCCUCUUGCAACUUCACCACCCACGCGAGGCCAGGGACAAGCUUCCACUCAAAAUGUUCCAUCUGAGAAGGUGUAUCCAGAAGAACGCCUGCGAGAUAUGUCCGUGGCAGCAAUUAAAGAAUUUUACAGUGCCAGGGAUGAGAAAGAAGUUGCUUUGUGCAUUAAGGAUUUGAAUUCCCCAAGCUUCCAUCCUUCAAUGGUCUCUCUCUGGGUUACAGACUCUUUUGAGAGGAAGGACAUGGAAAGGGAUCUUUUGGCUAAGCUUCUUGUUAAUCUUGCAAAAUCUCGGGACAGCAUGUUAAGUCCAGUUCAGCUCGUGAAAGGGUUUGAAUCUGUUCUGAGUACUUUGGAGGAUGCAGUAAAUGAUGCCCCAAAAGCAGCUGAAUUUCUUGGCCGUAUUUUUGGGAAAGUCAUUGUUGAGAAUGUGAUACCCUUGAGAGACAUAGGGCGGUUGUUGUAUGAAGGAGGAGAGGAGCGAGGACGUCUUCUUCAAAUUGGGCUUGCUGGUGAUGUUCUUGGUAGCAUAUUAGAGAUUAUUAAAUCAGAUAAAGGAGAAAUUGUGUUAAAUGAGAUUCGAAUGAGCUCCAAUUUGCGAUUGGAGGAUUUCCGGCCUCCAGAUCCUUACAGAUCAAGGAUAUUAGAAAAAUUUAUUUAGAGGAUAGUGAUGCUGAUUGUAUCUUGUUAGAAGAAAUUCAUCCCCAAUGCUUCUAGGGUACUUGUUAAUUUUCGAAAAUAUUUUUCUUGGUGGAUGGGGUGG
Pistacia vera is the source of this 5821-nucleotide messenger RNA. RefSeq names its product eukaryotic translation initiation factor 4G. The transcript has 10 exons. Gene Ontology annotation, molecular function: translation initiation factor activity; protein binding; mRNA binding. Gene Ontology annotation, cellular component: eukaryotic translation initiation factor 4F complex. The record is from RefSeq and is a predicted model, not a curated record. Lineage: Eukaryota; Viridiplantae; Streptophyta; Magnoliopsida; Sapindales; Anacardiaceae. The coding region runs from base 152 to 5719 and encodes 1855 amino acids.